Molecule: messenger RNA, 1206 nt
Organism: Parastagonospora nodorum SN15
Lineage: Eukaryota; Fungi; Ascomycota; Dothideomycetes; Pleosporales; Phaeosphaeriaceae
Exons: 2
Coding region: 1-1206 (401 amino acids)
Source: RefSeq, a predicted model, not a curated record
AUGACUCCAGCUCAGAUCGCUGGACUAUCUGUAGCUGCGGUUGCCGCAUUCGUUAUUGCUGUAGGACUCAUGGCCUUGAGCGUAUGCUUACGCAGGAAAAGGGAGCGUAAGAACGCUUUCGAUUCUGAUGAGAAGGGUUCCAGCACCAACUCGAGCCAGCUUACUUCACGAUUCUCGAACUUUGUCGCUGCGGGAAGCACCAAAGUACCGUCAAGCAGAUUCACAAUGGCAAUUCCUCCGGCUGCUCGUAAAGGAGGCAAGCAUGUCAAGUUGAAUGCGAACAGAGUCAGGGACCACGAAGCGACUCUGCGCCCAACUCGCCCUGUCCAACGCAAUGGCGUUGGCACCGCCAACAGCGCUUCCGACUCUUCGUUACCUCUCAGUCAGAUUGGUGUUGCCAUUAGUGCCGAGCUAGACGGAACCUCUGCAGUUCCUCAGAUUACGACACAAGCCCCUUCGCAAUUGGAACGCGGCAGACCGAAACAGUCUCAGCUCAGCGUUCCCUUCAGACCCACCUCAUUCGAGACUGCAGACCCAAGUGACCCAACACCAGACGACGACGACGACGACAAGCAACUCUCGGACGACGCCAAACUCUCCCCCGUCGCAGAAUCCCCCAUCUCCAAACUCCGCUACCCAAAAGUCCCACGCGCAUCGAACCAACUCGUGCCCCGCAGCCCAUGCAGCCCCCAACACGUGCACAGCUUCAAUACCUCACGAACUCACCUAGCACCGCGUCGUAACCAACCCAGCCCGCCUUCAACCUCCCACCUUCUACACAACCGCCACAAAGACCUCGCGCCACUCCUCCUCGAAACGCGUGUACCCCUCAAACUCAACGCGCCCAAGGACGUCGCCAUGCUUCCCCGUCCUCCCCUCAAAGACCCCUUUACAUCCCCACCCCGUGCCCGCACGCGCACACAUGUGCGCAGCAACAGCACGGAAUCAUGGUCCACGACGCCGCGCUCCAAGAUCGAUCGUAAGAGCCGCACGCAAAGCGUCGCCAGCCCGAACAUGUACGAAGAGCCCGUGGUGAUCCGGCCGCUCAACGUGCGGCGCAAGAGAGAUGAGAUGAGGGAGAUUAACGUUGGUAGAGACGUUGAUCAUGAUGCGGAGGGGUUGAGGAGCCCGGUUUGGAUUCCGAAACUGACGCCGACAAAGAAGGGAGAUGAUUUGUUUAUUAGUGUGGGGUGGGGCGGACGGUGA